This is a messenger RNA of Lodderomyces parapsilosis, 447 nucleotides long. RefSeq lists its product as uncharacterized. The record is from RefSeq and is a predicted model, not a curated record. Lineage: Eukaryota; Fungi; Ascomycota; Pichiomycetes; Serinales; Debaryomycetaceae. The transcript has a single exon. The coding region runs from base 1 to 447 and encodes 148 amino acids.
AUGGCGGGAAGAAAUGCUAUAAACAAGCCAAAGAUCAAGAUGUUGGCACAUAGUCAUGCCAAAUCACUAAGCAGAAAGAGAUCGCUUAGAAACUCUAUCCAAACAAAGUCUUCCACUUCUCGUUAUGCACCCAAAGGGUCAACAGCUCCAAGACCAACUGACUCCAAAGCUGUUGCCCUAUACACGGGGGAGGCCCCCGCUCCAAGUUCGGUAAUGACUACAAAUACGUUGUCAAAGAAAAGGGCGAAAAAGAUUGCCAGAAAUCAAAAGUAUUUUACCAAAAAACAAGAGGGAGAUAUCUUGAUGAAUAUUGAUAAUGAUAUAAAGAAUUCAAAGUUGGAGCAAGCUAAAAAGGCUUUGUGGGAGUUGAUAGAAUCACGUGAAAAGAAUGGCCCCGCAGUUGUUGCUGAUGGUGAGGGGACCACGUUGGGGGUGCAAUCCUUCUAG